This is a messenger RNA of Hyposmocoma kahamanoa, 333 nucleotides long. RefSeq lists its product as uncharacterized. Gene Ontology annotation, biological process: mitochondrial electron transport, ubiquinol to cytochrome c. Gene Ontology annotation, cellular component: mitochondrial inner membrane. The coding region runs from base 83 to 259 and encodes 58 amino acids. The record is from RefSeq and is a predicted model, not a curated record. The transcript has a single exon. Lineage: Eukaryota; Metazoa; Arthropoda; Insecta; Lepidoptera; Cosmopterigidae.
GGUUUCGAUCUGUACUCGUUCGUCUUUCUGUCUUAAGAUUUCACUUAUUUUUACGUAAUCGUGAAAAACCGAAAUUAUCAAAAUGUUGGGUCGUAUUGGCAGAAAGCAUAUCGAAACAGCAGCAGCAUUCACGUCAACCGCUCUCGGCUUUGGAGGCGGGGCAUUCUUAACGUUGCUGUAUUUCACUGAUUGGAAGGUUUUUGUUACCAACAUUCCUUUUUACAACGGGAAGUUCCAGGGUCUCGAAGAAGAAAAGUGAAUUGAAUCCACAUAACUCUCAAUUCGGUUAUGUACAAUUUCUUAUUAUAGUUUAUGAAUAUAAGUAAGUGUUAG